Oncorhynchus tshawytscha (Chinook salmon) is the source of this 2182-nucleotide messenger RNA. RefSeq names its product pyroglutamylated RF-amide peptide receptor. Gene Ontology annotation, cellular component: membrane. The record is from RefSeq and is a predicted model, not a curated record. Lineage: Eukaryota; Metazoa; Chordata; Actinopteri; Salmoniformes; Salmonidae. Gene Ontology annotation, biological process: G protein-coupled receptor signaling pathway. Bases 298 to 1629 code for a protein of 443 amino acids. The transcript has 6 exons. Gene Ontology annotation, molecular function: neuropeptide Y receptor activity; peptide binding.
UGGGUGUUCCACCCCUUGAUGGACAGAGGUUAUAAACCCACAACAACAACAGCAGACUAACAACGUGCGGUAUAGGCUAGAAGUGUCACUCAGACACGUUCCUCUUGCCUCUGGACACGGGAGAAAUGCACUAUCUAGCCGCAGCACAGUGGAAAUAUGGUUUUUGGAGGAGCGCACCAGUGCGCACAGCUUGGAGAAGCCUAAUCAGCCACACAUGUAUAACACACACGUUUCGGGCGGGAAAAUACAUCUGUCUGUAGUGGCUAUACUACUGGAAUUUACAUAAAAUCCUAGAAAAUGACAACGGCAACAGAAAUGGGGUCCACGAAAAUAACACCCGAGGUUCUGCAAGAGAUGCUACAACAUUACAAUUUAACGCGACAAGAGUUCAUCGAGUCUUACAACAUACAGCCGCUUGUCUACGUCCCUGAGUUGCCGUUGGGCGCUAAGACUACAUUCGUCAUCGUGUAUGUUAUCAUAUUCGUCCUGGCUUUGGUUGGGAACAGUUUGGUUGUCUACAUAGUGGUGCGUAAAAGAGCUAUACAGACCUCCACUAAUAUCUUCAUCUGUUCUCUGGCGGUGAGCGAUCUUCUUAUCACAUUCUUCUGUAUCCCGUUCACCUUGUUGCAGAACAUCUCCUCGGAAUGGCUCGGAGGUGUUCUCAUCUGCAAGACGAUUCCUUUUGUUCAGACUAUGGCCAUAGUGACGGGGAUUCUCACAAUGACCUGCAUCGCCGUGGAGAGGUACCAGGGAAUUGUCUACCCCUUGAAAAUGAGGAGGCAGUACACUCCGAAAAGAGCAUACAAGAUGCUAGGACUUGUAUGGAGUGCAUCAGUGGUUGUGGGAUCCCCAAUGCUGUUCGUACAGCAACUAGAGGUGAAGUAUGACUUCCUGUAUGACCACCACCACGUGUGUUGUCAGGAGCGUUGGCGUUCCCUGAUCCACAGACAAGUGUACACCACCUUCAUCAUGGUUGCUCUGUUCCUGAUGCCCAUGGCAGCCAUGUUGUUUCUCUACACACGGAUAGGGAUAGAGCUGUGGAUCAGGAAGAGGGUGGGGGACUCCUCUGUCCUGAACACCAUGAACCACAGAGAGGUCAACAAAAUAUCCAGGAAGAAGAAGCGAGCUGUAAAAAUGAUGAUUACCAUCGUUCUGCUGUUCACAAUCUGUUGGGCUCCGUUUCAUACCGUUCACAUGCUGUUUGAGUACAACAACCUAGAGAAGAACUCUGACGAGGUGACGGUGAACAUGAUCAUCGCCAUCGUCCAGGCCAUCGGCUUCUCCAACUCCUUCAACAACCCGAUCAUCUACGCCUUCAUGAACGAGAACUUCAAGAAGAGCUGUGUGGCGACCUUGUCCCGCUGCCUCAGGAAGCCCUCCAACCACCGGGGCGGCGCUGUGGAGACGCCCAACAACCCCACUGUACUCUUUAUUAGACCACUGAAGAGGGAGGCCUUCGCAGAGACUGGAGGUGGGGCUAAUGGAGGCUUGGCGCAGGGUGUGCUGGAGAACGGUCCGUCUGUCUCCUCUCAGACCUCCUCAGCCUUAGCAGGGGAGAAGAUGACAGAGAACACUCAGCUACCCAGUGAGCAGUGUAGAUCUGUUGAAAUAGUCUCGUUACAGACUUAAAGAAGAAGCACUCCAGUCUCCUUCUCACCUCAUUUAUCCAAGUGUACAUUACGGGAUAAAUUAGUACAGGUUCAGAAGCGUACCUUUUGGAAAAGGUACAAAUGAUCCUAUUUAGGUUACCACCACAGUGACAACGCAGUCUGUUCCUUUAAGUGGCAAAAAUGUACCACUAAAACGUUUUUUUGGGGUGUUGUUUUAAAACUGUAUGGUGCAAAGCCUUAUUUGCAUAUUUCCCAGGGUGCCUUUCAAGUGAAUUUUAGCGUUACCAGCACCAUCAAUGACUGUUUGCUAGUGACACAGACAGCAAAGUGAUAUGGAAUUCUCAAUGGAAUGCAGCCCCAGUUAGAAUAUCCCCAAAUGUUAACUUCUAAAUCACCCUCAAACGGCAUUUAAAAUGACUGCCAAAGUAGGGAAGACUGAUAAAGUAGACUCCCUAAACCAUCUAAACAGGAACAACCAUCUCAGUAACGGGUGAAAUAAGUCCAACUACUAACAGAUUGGAUGAGUUAAAAAAAAAAAGUAUGUUAUUUAUCUCUGUGUAGCAUAAGAUCAA